Messenger RNA from Rhipicephalus sanguineus (brown dog tick), 774 nucleotides. RefSeq names its product ubiquitin-conjugating enzyme E2 Z. The transcript has a single exon. The record is from RefSeq and is a predicted model, not a curated record. NCBI's taxonomy places the organism in Eukaryota, Metazoa, Arthropoda, Arachnida, Ixodida, Ixodidae. Bases 1 to 774 code for a protein of 257 amino acids.
AUGCUGCAAUCGUGGAACGAGUCGUUGUACACCAACCUCACGCCUAGCCGAAAGUGCCUGGAGAGGGUGACGCGUGACCUCGCCGAAUAUCACGCCGACCCGCCGCCGGGCGUCUUCAUGGCACCCGAGGAGAACAACGUGACGACAAUCCACGCCGUCGUUACGGGCGCCGCAGGAACGUCUUACCAGGGUGGCUUCUUCCAUCUGCUCAUGAAGUGCAUGAACACCUACCCAAUGUCGCCACCUCAAGUUCGCUUCAUGACAACCGAUGGCGGACGCGUGCAGUUCAGUCCGCACAUCUCUGCCACUGGCCACAUCUGCCUCAGCCUGCUGGGCACCAUGUCCGGGCAACCCUGGACACCCGCGUGCAACUUGUCUUCGGUGGCCCUGUCCAUCCAGUCUAUGCUGGACGACAGCAUCAACUGCGUCGACGCGGCUCUCGAGCACGUCAUCACCGGCUUCUGGGGCUCGUCUCGUUGGAAGAAUAUAAGGUACGAUACCCUCAGGGUGGCUGUUUGCGGUACGAUCGAAUCGUGCCUCGAAGACAACUGCCCCUUCCCGGCUGUUCUUCGAGAUCAGCUGCUCGCCAAGUUCGCCGAAGACUUCGCGAAGUACGAGAUCGCGGCCAUACAAGAGCUGGCUAACAACCAGGGUGGUAUUCUCACUUGGUUCGGUGCCGAGAACAAGUACGAGACGCUGUUGGCGAGAUUGCAGAAGCUGAAAGAGAGGGUCCAGGAGCGUAACGGGAUAAACGCUGUCGCAGCCGCCCCCUGA